AUGACAUUACUACUGGAGGGUGAAAAAACUGUGUACAACAAAAAGACACAGGCCCUCCAGGAGCAGAGAGCGGCAACUAACAAAUUCUCAGGAAAUUCGGAUUUUGCCCGUAAGGAGUUGAUCCUCCAACAGAAUAUUGAGCGCUUUACGGCGCAGCUCAAGGAGAGGAAACACACUCAGUUCCUUAGAGAUACUACAGACUUUAAGGAGGGUCGUAUUCUUGAAUUUGGGGCUAGGACAACUAGGACAUUAGAGGUGGAGACGGAGCUCGAGGGUAGAGGAAGGAGCAGGUGGGAUCUGGUCUGUGAGAGGAAAGGGUUAAACCACCUGCUGGCCACCUUCUUUUUUAUCGGAGUGAUGCUGGGGGCAGUUGUCUUUGGAUACCUAUCUGACAGGUUUGGACGUAGAUCGAUGCUACUUCUUUCUUGGGUCCUGUCUCUGGUCUUCGGGGGACUCUCUGCGGCUUCGGUAUCGUACACAAUGGCUGUCAUUUGCCUGACACUAUCCGGAUUCUCUCUCUGUGGAAUGCACGGCAUUGUGAUAGUCCUGUGUUUUGAGUGGGUGGACCUCCAGCAUCGUACAGCGGUCGGGAUUUUUACUAGUAUCUGCUGGUCUAUAGGAACCGCUCUUCUAGCACUGAUUACCUAUCUAGUCAGAGACUGGCGCUGGCUGAUGGUGUCCAUCACAGCACCAUGUCUACUAGGCAUAGCCAGUGUCUGGUGGCUUUCUGAAUCACCUCGGUGGUUGCUGAGUAAAGGCUUUAUUGAGAGAGGAGAGAAGGAGCUGAUGCGAUGUGCUGCAAUGAAUGGAAGAAAUAUCCAGAAGCUGGUGGACUCAUUAGGAUCGUCCUCCACCAACUACUCCUACUUUGACCUGUUCCGGACUCCGAGACUGCGCAGGAUCUCGCUGUGUGCAGGACUGUCAUGGAUCGGACUUGCCUUCUCCUAUUAUGGGAUCAGCCUGAACAUCUCUGGCUUCGGACAGAACAUUUACCUCACCCAAUUCCUGUACGCCCUGGUGGAGGUGCCCGCCAAGGUGGGCAGCUACUUCCUGCUGCACCAUCUGGGGCAUCGACGGACAGAAGUCUUCACCCUGCUGAUGACCGGAGCGUUUGUAGGAGCCAAUAUGUUCAUCCCUGCGGACCUGGGGCCACUUCGAACAACUUUUGCUGUUCUUGGAAAGGGCUUUGUCGAGGUGUCUUUCUGUGUAGUUCAUCUGCACACAUGUGAACUGUACCCUACAGUAAUACGACAAAGUGGCAUUGGCUGCACAGCAUUUCUGGCAAGAUUUGGGGUGAUACUUGCUACACUGCUGAAAUUGCUGGAUAACAUCUGGCCACCUCUAUCACAAUUGAUAAUCUGCAUCACGAUGGUAGUCUGUGGACUGAUGGUCACUCUUCUCCCCGAGACUCAGAACACCCCUCUGCCGGAUUUCAUCAGUGAUGUAGAAGACAGCAAGUCUGCAGCUGGCCGGUCAGAUGAGACACGCGCAUAAAGAAUUGUCCAGUAACUAGCAAGCAGCCCCUUCCCCCAUGUGUGAUGAUGAUUUGGUCGCAUGACCUGCAAUAUGCAGAGUGGAUGCCUCCCAAGUGUCCCUCUUUUUGAUCCAAGUCCAUCUUUUUUCUGUAAAUGUCUCUUUUUUGACUUUUCUGCAGCAGUUCACUAUCUGUCUGGUUCCUACCUGUAUAUUAGACCUCAACAUUUUUCAUUAUUUGGUGAACCUUGGACAUUAAAAUGUGUACAAUCAGAUUAUUUUUGACGAUAUUUAAAUAGAUGUUCCAGGACAAGAAAAAAGUUGCCCCAGGUGCUGCACAAACUGUAAAAAACAACAGAACUUAUACCCAUCUGACCGAUCCCCCGCUGCUGCAGUUCUGAAGGUGUUGGGUUUCUGCUGCACCUCUUGCUAUGGUUUAAACAUGACAGGAAAUGGCUCUGAAGUCUGCUCAACCAAUUACCGGAAACAGCCAUGACCCGUCCCAGCCAGUGAUUGGAUGUUCUGCACAAAAACCAAAAGUCCCUACUUGACUGUCAAAAAAGUCGGAUGGUUUGUGAGAGUCCAUCUAGGGUGCAGACCAGUCACUAGAUAUCGGCUCAUCUCCCAUGUAUGAUGAUGACCUGCAGUAUGGGGGUGUCCAUCAGGGGUACAGACCAGUCACUAGAAAUCGGCCCCUCUCCCAUGUAUGAUGAUGAUCUGGACAUAUGACCUGUAGUAUGGGGGUGUCCAUCAGGGGUACAGACCAGUCACUAGAAAUCGGCCCCCCUGCCAUGUAUGAUGAUGAUCUGGACAUAUGACCUGUAGUAUGGGGGUGUCCAUCAGGGGUACAGACCAGUCACUAGA
Bufo gargarizans (Asiatic toad) is the source of this 2337-nucleotide messenger RNA. It is a transcript of the gene SLC22A7, whose product is annotated as solute carrier family 22 member 7. Gene Ontology annotation, molecular function: transmembrane transporter activity. Gene Ontology annotation, cellular component: membrane. The record is from RefSeq and is a predicted model, not a curated record. Lineage: Eukaryota; Metazoa; Chordata; Amphibia; Anura; Bufonidae. The transcript is spliced from 10 exons. Bases 1 to 1494 code for a protein of 497 amino acids. Gene Ontology annotation, biological process: transmembrane transport.